GCAGGUUGCGGUGAGGAUCCCGCGGUGGCUGGAGCCGCUUCCCUUCACAAGCGACACACUGUGAGGGAUCCGGUGACAUGAGUGAAGCCGGAGACCCGGAGUCGUGCGACAAAAAGGAUUAAGUGAGCGAAAAGCGCAAAGCUGCGCUCUCUUAAAACAUGGCUCUCCAUCAUCGGGGGCCCCCCUGGGGGCCACAUGUCUCCCUGCUGCUGUCACUGCUGCCUCUCUGGAUGGGCCCGCCGGCAGAUGCUCUGGAGCUCAUUUUUCCUGACACACCUGAACUCAUCUGCUGCAAGGGCUGCAUUGACUGCCAUGUGAGCCCAGCAGAAGCUCAGUUCACCGCUGCCCUGGCUGAUCCACACGGCUCAGUGGAUAUUACCCAGCUACAGCUAAUCACCAGUCUCUGCCGCUCAGAAACACAGGACUACAAACCGUGUCUGCGCAUCGAUAUCACUCUCCAAGAAGUGGAUAUUGUAAAAGGUGUUUCUGAGGAGUCGGGUGACGACAGCGAGGAGAAAGUUCUGGUCCAAGUGUGUAUCAGUUCUGCAGGCUUCUUAGGUGUCUGUAAGGCCAUCCAGUUUAAACCAGGAACCCAAAGCCAGUCUUCUGGGCCUUCCACACAUAAGCUGGUGCUGAUAGAGAAAGUGAAUUUCGGCAUAACUAUCGUGGUGACAGCUCAUUCCAAGGAAACGUAUGUCAUCCAGAAUGUCACGUCUCCAACUUUAGAUGAAGUUUGCUCCAUGAAGCUUGGGAUGAACAUAACACAAUGUGCUGUCCCCAGACUCCAAGCAGUCAUCGAACAAGAGAGAAAUGUGGUCCGACUGCAGCUAGAAAAUGCUGAUUUCAAACACGAGGAACUCUUUUUGCAGAUGGACUGGAAUGAAAUACCUGGGAAGGUUCUUACAUGGCCAAAAGGCGAAAGCGAGAUGGUUAUUUCUUCAAACUUUGUCGCACCGUGUCUGUGCUUUCAGAUAUGGUCAAAGGGAAAAAGCAGGAGAGGAAAAUACUGCCCAUUCAAGGAUCAACAAGACGCUCUGGAGAGAAUGUUACAUAAUGUGUCUCUGAGUGUGGUGAAGUCACGGGUGAGGGAUGGACGUACAGGGCUGAGCUGGAAUGUGACUUCCCCCUGUAGACUGGAGGCAGAAGUCUGGCUGUGCAAGAAAGACUUGAGCGGGGGGCGGUGUGAAGAAGUGAUGGGCUCCAGACAGAAACUGAAACCUGGCUGGAGUGCCACACGCAAUGCACAUUUGCAAACGGGAGAGUUCGAUGUGCCACAUCAACCACAUCUUUGUGUUCAGAUGACGCUAGAAGGAACACGGUUAUUCUUAGAGCCUCACUGUCCCUUUACAGCAUCUCGUGCAAGAUGGAUUCUGCCGCUGCUCAUGGGAUUACUACUCAUGUGUUUGGCCAUCCUGGGAGUUUAUAUUACACAAGGUGUCUUAAAAGGCUAUGUCUGGAGAUGGUUGAAAGAAGAUGAUGUUAAAGGCGCUGUGGGUGGUGGUCAUGUGGUGCUGCUGUACUCGCCGGAUGAUGACAACCAGGAACUGCCAGAGCUGCUGUGUCAUUUGGGGUCAUGUCUUCAGGCUCUGGGGUUCACCGUGUCUCUAGACCUGUGGAGCCAGGCUGAGCUCAGCAUCCUUGGUCCUGUGCCGUGGCUCCACUCACGACUGGACCGACUGCAAAGACAGGGAGGAAAAGUAGUGCUAGUUUUAACCCAGGCCACUUGGACAAGGGCAGAAGAAUGGGGGGCUUUUGUCUGUGGCAGAAACACUCCCAGAGAAAGACACACAGGUGUGGGGGAGGAGACAUUAGGAGUAAGCCACCCUGCCCCGUCUCGCCGAGUGGAUGUUUUUGGCGCUUCAUUGAACUGCGUUCUGGCAGACUGCAUACAGGGGCGUGCUGGUGAGCGGUUCAUGUUGGUGCAGUUGGAAUCACUCCCACCAGAGCCUCCAGGUAGUUUCCGGCCACUGCCACAACUGUUUCGUGGCCUUCAUGUAUACAGCCUUCCCUCCCAGAGUCUGGGUUUUCUGACUGAACUGGCUGGAGCUCGACAUAUUGCAUCUGCAUCAGCCAGACGUAAAAGGGCAGGGGGGCUCAGGAUGGCGUCCCGAACUUUGGCCCGAAGGCUGUCUGGAUUCACAGCAGGGACAAAUGUAGCAAGGCUCGCAGACGUAACUCAGAGUUGUAUUGGCGUUGGAGUGGAACUCUCUGUGGAAACUAUACCCUUAAAUCCAUAUCUGCUCACACCUCCAAGUACCCCGGACGCCGACACUAAGACCAGUGAAAUAGGAUGCAUCUGAUAGCUGGUUACAUGUUAAAGCUUCAGCCCUUAGGGAUGAGCAGCUCAGAGUGACAUAAAAUUACCUCAAGUGAUGAAUAUGGAGAUGCUCAGAAAAAAGUCAACUUGACAGCUUUGUCAUUUUCUAGUCAAGUCAUCUGUUGUGUAGGAUCUAUUCAAAUACUGUAGAAGAGUUUACAUUUUCAGCUGCAAAAACAGUAUGUUCCUUAAUGAACAUACUGCCGGGUCAGUAAAGUUUGAACUACUGCUGCUCCAAAACAAGCCUUAGGAAUUAUGAAACAGCAUUGAUUUACAGGGUACAAAAAUGCUCUGAGAGCAUCUCAAUGAAGUAUAUUACUCGCUUAACCUCAGACUGUUUAAACAACGCCACUGUGUGUUUAAAGCAUUUCUUUUCUUAUACAUAGCAUCUUUCUUGCACAAGUACCUCUUAUUAAAAGCUCUGAAAUGUGUGAAAAAUAUUUUUAAACAUUGUCCUGUUGAUUACUGCAUUUUCUGUUUUUUUUUUUUUUCAAAUGUUUAAAAUAAAUUUUGAUAUGCUUGUCUGACAA
Messenger RNA from Cololabis saira (Pacific saury), 2847 nucleotides. RefSeq lists its product as uncharacterized. The transcript is spliced from 16 exons. Bases 159 to 2300 code for a protein of 713 amino acids. Gene Ontology annotation, molecular function: interleukin-17 receptor activity. The record is from RefSeq and is a predicted model, not a curated record. NCBI's taxonomy places the organism in Eukaryota, Metazoa, Chordata, Actinopteri, Beloniformes, Belonidae.